GAACGCAGCACGGCCCUUCUUCCGCCGCGUCAGUACGAACAUGGCGGCGCCCCAUGCGGUGGUUGGAGUGGAGGAAGGCAGCAGUGAAACAGAGCUGAUUCUGUCCGAUUCAGCCACCGGAGAUGUGAAGAGACCUCAGUUUGGGACACGUUUCCUCACAGACCCGCGGCAGGUCUUCCAACACAACGCAUGGGACAAUGUGGAGUGGACUGACGAACAAGAAGCAUCUGCUAAGAAGAAAGUCUUGGAAAACAGUCAGCCACUACCUUCAGAGAAACAAGAGGAAUAUGACAGCCGGGCAAAUGAGUACUGGAACGAUUUUUAUACAAUCCAUGAGAAUCGUUUCUUCAAAGACCGCCACUGGCUCUUCACAGAGUUCCCUGAGUUGGCCCCACAGUGUAGCCUCAACCAUGAGUCCCAUCCCGAGGUCUCCGGUCAGCAGGAUCGUCUGGAUCAAGAACAAAGAAGGGAAGCUGCAGCUGUGUCUCACGUUGAUGACGACAUCCCUGGCUCCUCUGCUACAUAUCGCAUUCUGGAGGUUGGCUGCGGUGUAGGCAAUACAGUUUUUCCAAUACUGAAGACCAACAAUGACCCGGGACUCUUUGUGUAUUGCUGUGAUUUCUCCAGCACUGCUGUGGAGUUAGUCAAGACUAAUCCAGAAUACGACCCCGAGCGCUGCUUCGCCUUUGUCCAUGACUUGAGUGAUGUGGAAGCCAAUUACCCGGUCCCCGAUGGAACCCUUGAUGUCAUAGUGCUAAUCUUUGUGUUAUCAGCCUUGCAUCCCAACAAGAUGCAGGCAUCUAUCAGUCGAUUAGCGCGGCUGCUGAAGCCUGGGGGAGUGAUGCUGCUCAGGGACUACGGACGCUACGAUAUGGCACAGCUUCGCUUCAAGAAGGGAAGGUGUCUGUCAGAAAACUUUUAUGUCCGAGGUGAUGGAACAAGAGUAUAUUUCUUUACCCAAGAUGAGCUCCAUGUGAUGUUCACUGAGGCGGGGCUUGACAAAAUGCAGAACCUUGUGGACAGGCGGCUGCAGGUGAAUCGAGGCAAACAGCUCACCAUGUACAGGGUGUGGAUCCAGUGCAAGUACCGCAAGCCUCGAGUUCAGCCUCCUGAGACGGAGGGCUGAGACACUGGAGAGAGCCUGUCUGGCUUGACCUUCAACCACAACUGAAACUUGGAGCUCAAAUCCAGGCAGUGCCGACUUUUCAAUGAGGAUGUAUGGAAUUGAGAAUCUCUUUUGUGAUUGCGAUAAAGGGGGAUGCAACUGGAUAGCCAUAUGCUCUAAAGACCUUCCAAGUCCAGGGUGUUGAUGGACUUCAUUUAUGGCUGGUGUCUCUGAUUGUUGCCGCAAUUCAAGUUCCAAGAGUCGCAGUUUCUCAUUUUGUGCUGACGAGUUCAGCAGUCUGAGCAAGGAUUGGGUUGUAUCUGUAUAAAUGUUUCUAUUCAGCCAGAUGCUGUUUUUAAUGAGCUGAUGAUUUGAAAUAAAUGGUAUGAAUUUUAAGAUAAUUCAUGACAUUUUUUUGUACGUGCAAAAUGAAUAAAAAUCUAACCUGUAAA
This is a messenger RNA of Scatophagus argus, 1557 nucleotides long. It is a transcript of the gene mettl2a, whose product is annotated as methyltransferase 2A, methylcytidine. Bases 41 to 1126 code for a protein of 361 amino acids. The transcript has 9 exons. The record is from RefSeq and is a predicted model, not a curated record. Lineage: Eukaryota; Metazoa; Chordata; Actinopteri; Scatophagidae. Gene Ontology annotation, molecular function: tRNA (cytidine-N3)-methyltransferase activity.